Messenger RNA from Phalacrocorax carbo (great cormorant), 3838 nucleotides. NCBI's taxonomy places the organism in Eukaryota, Metazoa, Chordata, Aves, Suliformes, Phalacrocoracidae. The record is from RefSeq and is a predicted model, not a curated record.
GAGCAGAUGUGACCUGCGGCCGGCUCAGCUGCGGAGUCCCAUGGCUGCGGCACAGCUGGGCCAGAUUCUGCUCCCUGGGGGAAGGUGCUGGCCCGUCUGCAGUCCAGGUCAGGCCUGGCUGCUCUCCCCGGGGCUAAAAUCCCCCACCUGUAGCACCCAUCUCCUCCAUCCCCUGUGCUGGGCUUGGGCUUUGCUGCUGCGGGCUUGUUGGGGUGUCCCCAGGGUGCUGCAGCCUCCAGGGUGCUGCAAGUCUUCAGGCUGGUCAAGGAGCUGGCCAGGAUGCUUCAGCCCAUCCUCAAGGUCAUCUCCAACCUCUGCAAGAUCGUGUUCAUCCUCUUUACCUCCAUGCUGCUAAACGGUGGGGUGGCCAACACGGACCCUCAGCUCAGCCCGAAGGCGAUGGGGGACGGGGUCUCCAUGUACAUCUCCCAGGACCUGCUCACCUACAGCAAGUUGGGCAAGCGGGGCGAGGAGGUCGUGCAGGAAGUCCAGCGCCUCUCGGAAAGCAGCAGGACAACAUCAGAGAGUACAAACAGGUCCAUGAGGAGCUCGAUGUGUACAACCUGCAAACCUCCUUCCUCCUGGCUGGCUUGGUCACAGGGUGGAUAGGAUAGAAUCAGCCCAUUUAUACAGAGCCAAGGCAAAACCUCUCCGAGAGAGAUGUCCCUUUUGGGUUGGGGGGUGGAAGCUGGUGGCUGCCACCCAUCUGGAGGCAUUGGUGUCACAGGGAGGUGUCAGCCUGUGGCUUCUGGCGUGGGAGAGGACUUUGCUGGUGGAAAGCCAUGGCUGGAAAGCCUGGAGAAGGCUUAUUGAGCAGAUAUUAGGUACUGGGAGGGGGGGAAGGAUGCUCCUGACUCCUCCCUCGGCCGUACCCCCCAGCAUAGUCAAGGAGGUGAGGGCCAUUGACUUCAACGUGGUGCAGGAGCACGAGCUGAUUCAGCAGAAGCUUUUCCAUACCGCUUGCUUGGACAGCCCUUACCCCAGCGAGGUCACACUGAUGAUGUGUGGGGGCAACACCUCCACUUUGCCCAAAAUGGAAAAAAUAGGGACACAACCUGCCAGCCCCAGCCCCCCAAACCAGGGCCCUCCCCGUAGCUCAAUGUCCCUGUCCCAAGGGUAAACCAUCUGAAGCCAGCCCAAGGUAACCAAGUGACACUGAUUUAUCCACCCUGCCGGGCAUGGCGUUGUCUUUGUGCGCUGAAAUGGAGACAGCAGUUGCCUUUUCCCUGCAGGGGGGAAGAUGAAGGUCUGGGUGGGUUGAGCUGCCAAGCUCAGCUGUGCUCCUGGCAGAGGGACACAGGGCCCAGCCGUGCGGUGUCUUUACUGCUGCCAGCCUUUUUGUUCUGCCUCAAAGCCCUUGCAUGGCGGGAGGCAAAUGUCUGGCCUCAAUCGGAUGCUCCUGGCCAAUUUUUGGGUGGCUGACCUCAAGCUGAGUUGGAAUCUGGAGUCCUGGUGUCCAUCCUCACCCAUGGCAGAGGCCACAGCGCUGGUGCAUGUGUCCGUCUAUCUUCCAGGAGGCUUCUUUGCAAGAAAGUCCAUUGCUGCACCUGAACAUCCCAGUCCCAGACCUGGGCGUGGAGUUGCCUUAUGUUGGAGAGGAGGACGAUGGAGAGGAGACGAAGGAGAGAAAAGAAUGGAUGGAGGGCAACCAGGCCAAGAGGAAGCUGGACCUGGAGGGUCCCGAAUUUCGCACGCCCAAGGGGAAGGGCAGGACGCUGGUGCAGGUCCCCAGCCCCAGGACCCCCAAGUCUCCCGGGGAGAAGACUCGCUAUGACACCUCACUGGGGCUGCUCACCAAAAAAUUCAUCCGUUUGCUGAACGAGUCGCCCGAUGGCGUUGUGGAUCUCAACCGGGCGGCUGAGGUGCUGGAGGUCCAGAAACGGCGCAUCUACGACAUCACCAACGUGCUGGAGGGCAUCCAGCUCAUCCGCAAGAAGUCCAAGAACAACAUCCAGUGGAUGGGGACAGGGAUCUUUGAGGACACGGCGGUGGCGGCGAAGCAGCAGGCGCUGCGGGGGGAGCUGGCUGAGCUGGCCAGGACGGAGAGGACGCUGGACCAGCUCGUGCAGGACUGUGCCCUGCAGCUCCGGCAGCUGGCUGACGACGAAGCCAACCGGAGGCUGGCAUACGUCACCUACCAGGACCUCCGCGCCAUCAGCAGCUUCCAGGAGCAGACAGUGAUCGCCGUGAAGGCUCCCCCAGAGACACAGCUGGAGGUGCCGGACUUCAGCAAGGACAACCUCCAGCUCCACCUGAAGAGCACCAACAGCCCCAUUGAGGUGUACCUCUGCCCGGAGGAGAUCACAGAGGAGAGCCCCACCAAGGACCACAGCGUCCCCUCUGCUGCCCCCUCCCCGUGGGAGCACGCCGCACCCCCUUCCCUGCCUAACAGCCCCAGGCCUGCCACACAGACACCCCAUUCCAUCCCCCAGAGCUGUGGGGGCACGGGAACCCCCUCCUCACCCCCAUCGCUGCCCCUCACCGUCCCGGGGGGGCCCAGCUCGCUGCUGGAGGUGGAGCCUGGGCUCCUGGGCUCGCCACCGCACCUCCUGCAGCAGACAGAGGACCAGCUGCCCGGCACCCCCUCCCACCUGGACUUGGGACCCUUCAGCGCCUUCUCGCCCCCCCUGGAACAGGACGACUAUCUGUGGGGGCUGGAGGGUGAGGGCAUCAGUGACCUCUUCGAGGCGUACGACCUGGGGGACCUGCUGAACCACUGAGCUCCCCCCUCCCCAUUGCCUUUGUCCUCUCCAGCCACUGGUGUCCUGAGCACGUGGGGUCUCUGCAGGGUGGUUGGAGAGCGGUGGAGUGGGUCGGGGAGUGCUGGGUUUUCUGAGGGUGCUGGUGGGGGGCUUGUGUCGGCCACCCUGGGUGGCUUCUCCCCGCUCUCCUGGGUUGGUUGUCACCUGGGGGCUGUGUUUGUCACCUCGCUGGGCUCCGGGAGCGCCCUGGGGAGGUGUAAGCCCCUAGGAGGGAUCCAGUCAGGUCCCAUUCCAGUGCUGGCCAUAAAAUGGUGGGGUGCCAGCACCACGGCCCCCACUGCCCCAGGGCUGCUGGCAGACUAGGGGUACCUUUACGUGCAUGGGGUGGGUUAGGGGCACCCCUGGGUGGCAGAGAAACCCCUGCACAGAAUGGGCUGUGUUGGGGGGGCCCGUCAUGUUUUGGGACCACUCCGGUUUCUUCCCAGUUAGACUGGUUCCUCAGGGUCAUGACAGGUCAUUCUGGGUGGUGUUUCCCCCCACUGCUGCGGCUGGAAUAUUCUUAAAAAAAUAAUCAGGCAGCAAAGCUGAAGGCACCUUUGGGUGAAGAGAAGAUGAAGCUCACGUGUAGGCACUGCACCCGCAGCCUCCAAAAUCAGUGGCUCUGGCAAAUCCCUGUCUGGGACACAGAGCCAUAUUUCCCAGGGGGCUGCGGCUCCUCUUCCCCCCGUCAGUAUCAGCUCCCUCCAGCCUCUUGGAGAUAUUGGUGCUGAGGGUAUUGAAACUGGAGCGUACUGUGAGGAGGGAUGCUAUCUACUGGUGACUGGAGCAUCACCUGCUUGGGCAGCAGUGCGGGAUGAGCCUUCGGACACGGGAAUGGAUACAGCUUUUAAUUGUGCCAUCGCAAAAUAUAUUGCACUGUAUUUAUAUGGGACCCCCCCUUUUGGCAUGGCGCUGGUGAGGGUCGGGUUGGUAUUUUGAUUUUUAAGCAAAUGUAUUUAAGUUGUCUUUCCUUGUAUUGGUUCUGCAGUUUGGCUUGGAGGCAGUGUGGGUGAGAGUGUGUUUUGGUGUGGAAAAACUUGUGGCAUUUGAUGUUUUCUGCCCAAGAAGGGAUGAAAUAAAAUAAAAUUUUGAAGUUA